Messenger RNA from Ictalurus punctatus (channel catfish), 1277 nucleotides. Its product is annotated as E3 ubiquitin-protein ligase UBR2-like. Gene Ontology annotation, cellular component: ubiquitin ligase complex; cytoplasm. Gene Ontology annotation, biological process: ubiquitin-dependent protein catabolic process via the N-end rule pathway. Lineage: Eukaryota; Metazoa; Chordata; Actinopteri; Siluriformes; Ictaluridae. The transcript has 10 exons. The record is from RefSeq and is a predicted model, not a curated record. The coding region runs from base 1 to 1089 and encodes 362 amino acids. Gene Ontology annotation, molecular function: ubiquitin protein ligase activity.
AUGUCGACUUCAGGAGGUCCCACUCCACCCUUCACCACCCUGUCGGUCACCCACCCAGCCAAUCACAUCACUCCUUCGAAUGCUUUAAUCAGAUUGCUGAAGACUCAGAGUGCCGUGUGGUCUCGGGUGCAGGGAAAAUCUUCACUGCAGGCAGAGGAAGCUCAGCGAAAGCUUAAGAGACAGAAUGGAGAGGACCCAGCCCUGCCUCCAUUCUGCCCACUGUUUGCCAGCUUGGGAAACAUUCUGCAGUGUGACGUGCUGCUUGGCAUGCUGGGAGCUGUGCUGCAGUGGGCUAUGGAGCCCAGUGGAGGACACUGGUCUGAGUCCAUGCUGCAGAGGGUGCUGCACUUGAUAGGCAUGGCUCUGCUGGAGGAGCAGCAACAGCUAGAGAACAUUGGGGAUGACGAUGAAGUUACUUUCAACUUCACCCUCAAAAUCUCCCGUCCCGGUGAAGCCCCCGGCAACACUCUAAGCAUCCUGGCUCUGUUAGAGACCUUGCAGUGCGCGCCUCACUUGGAAGCGCACAAAGACAUGAUUCGCUGGAUCCUUAAAAUGGUGGUUAGCAUUAAAACGAUGCGUGAGCGCACAGCUGCUGCACCUCCCUGUGAAGGAACAGGGCAUUGUCACAAGGCGUCCGUCUCUACUUGGUACAGCCCCAGUUCAUGUGACAGUGCUCUGGUGUGUAUGGGACCUCGUCGUUGGCGUGCCAGAGGAGGAGAGAGGAGGCAAAUGGAGAUGUGUAUCCUGUGUCACGAAGCGCAGGAGAUCCUACCUGAUGGCACCGCCAUGGUGCUCGCUGCCUUUGUCCAACGCUCUACGGUCAUGUCCGAGAUCCGCAAAAGACCCCCUCACAAUCCAGAGAGCUAUGAUCCCCUCUUCAUGCACCCUGACCUGUCCUUUGGUACCCAUACCGGCAGCUGUGGCCACAUCAUGCACUCUCACUGCUGGCAGAGAUACUUUGAGACACUCCAGAGUCAGGAUGCGCAGUGGCUGCAUGAGCAAACCAGUUGCGAUGUAGUGAAUGGGGAGUACUUGUGUCCACUCUGUAAGUGUCGCAGUAACACUCAUUCCUCUCCUGCCCCUCACUGAGACAAGUGGAGUUGCUCUGAAUCCGGACCGCUUAAUAUUUUAACCAUUGCAUUGGCGAAUUAGUUGUAGUGGCUCUGUAACCAAUGCAAGCUUGCCUAUGAAAUGCCAUGGAAGGGUACAGAAUGACACUGUAACAGUGCAUACCCCAUUCCAUUAUUCCUCUUAUUUAUUUAUAUAUUUUAUAGCAA